GGAGAAAGGAGGAUGAGAGAAGACAGGAGAACAUAGAGAGAAGAAGAGGUGGAGGAUGAGGAGCAGAGCGCAGCGCUGGAGUACGUGACAGUCAGGGUGUGUGGUCUCACAGCGCUGGUUUCCUGCCCUACUCUGCACUUCACACUGGAGGGGGAGGAUGGGGUCUGUGGUCUGAGGGAUCUGACGGCUGCUAACAGCUGACAAGGGGCGGUUGGGGGAGGUGUGAGAGAAGAACAUCUCGAGGCACAGAGAGAGAGGACCAGAGAGAGGAAGGGAGGAGAGCUCAGAGUAACACACUCAUACUUUUGAGCAAAAGAGACAAAGAAAGAGAAAAGUGUGUAGGAGAGUAACCAGAGAAGUCCCAACACGAUCCCACUGAACCUGACAACCAAGGGACAGUAGGACCAGGGGCUGUUAAAGGAUAUGUAACGACACCCACAUUCUGGACAGUGGACAGUCAAACUACAGCUGCAGAGUCUCUGACAUGGAGGGAAUCUGGAUGCACUGAAGAUCUGCUGGGCCUAAAGACACCCCAGCUUCAACACAAUGCCCACUCUUCCCAACACCUCUUUACCCCUGUCCUCCUCUUCCUUCCCCCUCUCCAAUGCCACCUAUCCCCCCUUUACCUCCUCCUCUCCAAACCAGACCCUAUGUAAUCUAGAUGACGGUGCCCUGCGCCUCCCCCUGGUCUUCUUCUACUCCCUCUUCUUCCUCCUGGGUCUGGUAGGUAAUCUCCUCGCCCUGUGGGUCUUCGUCCUCCACUCCAGGAGGAACUCUGUCCGGGUGUUCCUCAUCAACGUGGCCAUAGCUGACCUGGUGCUCCUGGCCUGCCUUCCCUUCAGAGUCCUCUACCAUGCUAACGGCAACCGCUGGGUCCUCGGCCCCCUGGUCUGUAAAGUGGUGGGCAACCUCUUCUACAUGAACAUGUACAUCAGUAUCACUCUGCUCGGGUUCAUUAGUCUGGAUAGGUAUGUGAAGCUGAAGGGGCGGGGCGGAGCGGGGAGGGGCCUGGCCAGGAGGCUGAGAGGUGGGGGAUGGAGCUGGGUGGCGUGCAGGGUGCUCUGGGGGCUGUCCCUGGCGGCGGCCGUGCCCAUGAUUGCCAUGUCGGAGGGAAACGAGGAACCUGGGAAGUGUUUCCAGUAUAAGCAGCGGCGUGGGGCGAAGGGGAAGGCUUACUUCAACAUGGUUCUGGUGCUGCUGUUCUGGGGGGUGUUCUGCCUGCUGGUGGUCUCCUAUGGGAAGAUAGCCAUGCACCUCCUCAAGGUGUCCAGGGAUAAACCUGACCUCCCCAAUGCCCACCGCUACGGUAGCGCCGCCAGGAAGUCCUUCUUCGUGCUCUUCCUGUUCACCGUCUGCUUCGGGCCCUACCACGCCUUCCGCCCAUUCUACGUCCUCUCCCAGCUCAGCCAAUCCCCAUCCUGCGAUUACUUGCGCCUGGUGGACAAGACCAAUGAGGUCAUGUUGUUGUUCUCCGCCUUCAACGCCGUCCUGGACCCUGUGAUGUACUUCCUGUUGUCGGGCUCGGUGCGCAAGGCCGCCGUGAAAGCCCUCGGACAGAGCCUCGGCAACCGGCUCCACUUCCUUAACGACGGGACCUCCAACAGCUCGGUAUCAGAGUUCAGACGGACCUCUCUGUCCGUCACCUCCCCCAACAACGUCAUUAACCCCUCCCAUGAGCCCAGGACCAGCCUCUGUCUGAUUAGCCCCACCCUCCACCCUGGCACAGCCAUAGUGGCAAAGCAGUGAAUUUACAGACCUCAUUGUUUAACUUCAUGGACUUUAGCUCUAUUUACAUUAUAAUGUAUACCAUGUACUCAACAACUGAUGCAUGUGACAAGGGCCAAUGUCUUGAACUAGACUCAGUUUCCAAGAAUGGACCUGACCAGAUGUCCUGAAUCAAAGUGCUUUACACUCCUGUUCAAAAGGUCAGGGUCACUUAGAAAUGUUUAAUGUCCUUUUUGUCCAUUAAAAUAACAUCAAAUUGAUCAGAAAUACAGUGUAAACAUUGUUAAUGUUGUAAAUGACUACUGUAGCUGGAAACAGCAGAUUUUUUAUGGAAUAUCUACAUAGGCGAACAGAGGCCCAGGCUCAACGCAAAACCCCAGUCUCAACGCAAAACCCCAGUCUCAACGCAAAACCCCAGUCUCAACUAGAUAGAGGAACUCUGCACAGAGGAACUCUGCCUAGAAGGUCAGCAUCCCGGAGUCGCCUCUUCACUGGGGUUGAGACUAGUGUUUUGCGGGUACUAUUUAAUGAAGCUGCCAGUUGAGGACUAAGGCGUCUGUUUCUCUAACUUUCUCAAACUAGACACUAAUGUACUUGUCCUCUUGCUCAAUUGUGCAACCCUUGCAAAAGGGUUUUGUAAAUCAUCAAUUAGACUUUUAAAAUGAUAAACUUGGAUUAUCUAACACAAUGUGCCAUCAAAUCAAUAUUUAUUGGUCACAUACACAUGGUUAACAGAUGUUAAUGGUCACAUACACAUGGUUAACAGAUGUUAAUGGUCACAUACACAUGGUUAACAGAUGUUAAUGGUCACAUACACAUGGUUAACAGAUGUUAAUGGUCACAUACACAUGGUUAACAGAUGUUAAUGGUCACAUACACAUGGUUAACAGAUGUUAAUGGUCACAUACACAUGGUUAACAGAUGUUAAUGGUCACAUACACAUGGUUAACAGAUGUUAAUGGUCACAUACACAUGGUUAACAGAUGUUAAUGGUCACAUACACAUGGUUAACAGAUGUUAAUGGUCACAUACACAUGGUUAACAGAUGUUAAUGGUCACAUACACAUGGUUAACAGAUGUUAAUGCGAGUGUAGCGAAUUGCUUGUGCUUCUAGUUCCGACUGUGCAGCUAUAUCUAACAUCUCCAUGUGAGAAGAGUAAUGUAGGGUAUGUAAACAUUAUAUAAAGUGGAACACAGGAGUGAUGGUUGCUGAUAAUGGGACUCUGUACGCCUAUGUAGAUAUUCCAUUAAAAAAAGAAAUCAGCCGUUUCCAGAUACAAUAGUCAUUUAUAACAUUAACUAUGUCUGCACUGUAUUUCUGAUAAAUGUUAUUUUAACAGACAAAAACAAAUGAUUUUCUUUCAAACACAAGGACAUUUCUAAGGGACCCCAUACUUUUGAAUGGUAAUGAAAAUGCCUGUGUCUGUCGGUUAACUAAUAUUGUCAAUAGUAUGUGACACAAUCAUAUCUGAUAUAACACUGUACAAAGCAAAUAAAUAUAUACGAUUUAAGCUCACAUGUAUGUGGUGGGCAACCUCUUCUA
This is a messenger RNA of Oncorhynchus kisutch (coho salmon), 3268 nucleotides long. Its product is annotated as probable G-protein coupled receptor 34. The transcript has 2 exons. NCBI's taxonomy places the organism in Eukaryota, Metazoa, Chordata, Actinopteri, Salmoniformes, Salmonidae. The record is from RefSeq and is a predicted model, not a curated record. Bases 547 to 1746 code for a protein of 399 amino acids. Gene Ontology annotation, molecular function: G protein-coupled purinergic nucleotide receptor activity. Gene Ontology annotation, cellular component: membrane. Gene Ontology annotation, biological process: G protein-coupled receptor signaling pathway.